Molecule: messenger RNA, 1311 nt
Organism: Tetrahymena thermophila SB210
Lineage: Eukaryota; Ciliophora; Oligohymenophorea; Hymenostomatida; Tetrahymenidae
Product: transmembrane protein, putative
Exons: 1
Source: RefSeq, a predicted model, not a curated record
GAGAAAUUAAAAAUGAAAUAAAUUAAUAAAAAAAUUAAUUAAUUAAUUAUUAAAAGAUUUUAAAAAUUAGAAAUAGUAAUGAAAAUCAAGUUAGUUUUAUUAGCUCUCUGCAUUUAUUUAUCUGCAGUUUUAGUCAAAUCAAAGAAAUUAAAGCCAUCUUGUAGCUAUCAUGCUACUUUUUAUAAAACAAGGAUUAUUCUAACAAAAAUUCUUUAUCAUGAACUUUAUAAAGAUACCUAAGCAAAGCAACUAAAUGAUGCUCUAUAAAAAUAAUUUUUAAACUCGAAACCUUCGAUUAAAUCUGAAGAUGAUCUUGGAGUUUGCUCUGAAUACGCUGGAGAAAAUUCUUGCUGCAAUAUCAAUAUGGUUAAAUUGAUUGACUAAGCUGCUUUUUUAAAAGUCAAGCCUCUUUAAUAAGCUAAAAGUGCUUUCUAAAAAUUUAUAAAUAUUUACAAAGCUUAAAUAAAUGAAAAUUGCCAUAAAAAUAUCAAUGAUGAAAAUAUUUUGUCUAAUGAAAAUUUAAAGAUUUUAUAAGAAAAUAAAUAAAAAUAAGCUGAUUGCAAAGUAAAUUUUGCAAAGAGCAUUUCAUCUUUCACUAGAGGUGUUUUAUGUACAAUGUGUGCUGGAGUUGAUCAAUUGGAAGAUUACUUCAAUAAUAAUAAGUAAUUAAAAAUAUCUCCUACUUCAUCAUAGACAUUUGAAAAGAAUACUCAAGAGGCUAUUCAAUGUCAUGAAUAAAUUUUUAAUUAAGCCAAUAUUGAAUUAAUGGUUAAAGAAUUAAAUAGCUUUUAUAUAUAAACUGAUCACACAUGUGGGGAUGUUGUUGUUAAAAAUAUAAAAUCUAUUUUUAAAAAUCAUAAAAUUCAUAGCGAAGAUAGUGAACAUCGUAAAACAUGUAGGAGUGAUCAUGUAUAUGGUGAUAAUUCGCAUUGCGAAAAUAUUCUUUAGGGUAACAAAGAUCUUGAGAGUAAAACUCAGAGAUUUCUUACUUUCGAAGAUGAAUAUCUAAAUAUAAAUAGAUUGCUAUAAGAAACAACUGAUGCUGUAAUAGAUAGUAAUGGAGUAAAUAUUUACAAACCUAGCGAUACUGAUUAAAAUAUAGAUGAAUCAGGUGAUUAAAUAAAACCUAAUUUUGAUGGAAUAGAUACAAAUAAUAGUUUGAGUUUGAUUUCAAGCAUUUUUAUUUGCUUAGUUUUCUUAAUAAUUUGAAAAUACUAAUUAUUUUUUUAUUUGUAAAUGAUAUAAAUGUAUUUAUUAUUAUUUUUGUUUAAUUUAUUGUUAAUUUUGAAAAUAUUUAUUGUAAUUUUUCAG